Columba livia (rock pigeon) is the source of this 986-nucleotide messenger RNA. Its product is annotated as feather keratin B-4-like. Bases 118 to 543 code for a protein of 141 amino acids. Gene Ontology annotation, cellular component: intermediate filament. Lineage: Eukaryota; Metazoa; Chordata; Aves; Columbiformes; Columbidae. Gene Ontology annotation, molecular function: structural constituent of cytoskeleton. The transcript is spliced from 2 exons. The record is from RefSeq and is a predicted model, not a curated record.
GGACAGGUCAGGAACAGGGAAAUGAAAAGACAGCGUUUCAGAGAGCAUAAGCAGCAUCCCCAUUUCUUUAAUUGUGAUGCUUUGCAUGCAAGAUGAGCUUGUUGGUAAACACGUUACAUGCACAAAGGGUGGCUCUGGGCCUGGGGCAGUCUGGAUCUGUAUAAAAGCCAGUCCAACUUUAGGCUCCUCGUCCACUUCUCUUGUCUUCUCCUCUUUGGUGAACAGGUGAACCUCCAUCUCGCAGCCAUGUCCUGCUACGACCUGUGCCAGCCCUGUGGCCCAACCCCUCUGGCCAACAGCUGCAACGAGCCCUGUGUCAGGCAGUGCCAGGACUCCCGGGUGGUGAUCCAGCCCUCUCCUGUGGUGGUGACCCUGCCCGGACCCAUCCUCAGCUCCUUCCCCCAGAACACCGCUGUGGGAUCCUCCACCUCCGCUGCUGUUGGCAGCAUCCUGAGUGAGCAGGGAGUGCCCAUCAACUCCGGGGGCUUCAGCCUCUCUGGCCUUGGUGGCCGUUCCUACAGCAGAAGGUACCUGCCCUGCUAAAGCCGGGCUGGACAUCCAGAGCUGCAUUGACCAGAAAGCCCAAGGCCUGGUGCUGGUUUGAGGACGGAUCUACUGAUCUGGGGUUCCAGAUUGACUGAUCAUCCUUGUACCCUGCUGCAAAAAGGGAAGGGAAUCAAGGUGCCAGCCCUUGCUGUCUGGAAACAUGGCCAAGUUAUGUUGUCUUCUUCAGCUGUUUUCUUCCCUGCAUAUUGAGUCCUUGUUUUCUCCUGCUGUUUUGUGCCACCAUUUCACUCUGCAGCAAGCUGAGAUGCCUCCCGGCCAUCAUCCUCUCCCUAUGUGUGUAGGAGGAAGACAUGUGGCCCACGGCUGUGAAGGGGUGCCUGACUGUUAGCUGCCCUUGUAGCAGCCUGCAUGUGGUCCCUUCCAUCAUGCCCUGCUUUGUUUCAUUCUUUAGACUCAUUAAAAUUUAUGUUGCAUUGUGA